Molecule: messenger RNA, 735 nt
Organism: Cydia pomonella (codling moth)
Lineage: Eukaryota; Metazoa; Arthropoda; Insecta; Lepidoptera; Tortricidae
Product: tyrosine-protein phosphatase non-receptor type 9-like
Exons: 1
Coding region: 1-735 (244 amino acids)
Biological process (GO): protein dephosphorylation
Molecular function (GO): protein tyrosine phosphatase activity
Source: RefSeq, a predicted model, not a curated record
AUGGGGGGUAACAAUACAAAAUCACUGACCCCUGUGGAUCUUAUCAAGAAAAAUGAAUCUUAUUCCACCCAACAUUUCACCGAAGAGCAAAAGAAAACUUUUAAGAUUCAAGUAACACCAACAUGCAACGCGUACACUCCUGCUGAAUCCGACGACAAGUCUCUUUUGGAACACAGCUGCGUUGAGCUUUCAAAAAAAGCUUCCACCGAAGUCAAUCACAGCUACGUCCAAGGAUACAAGCGACCCAAAGCGUACUUUACCACUGAAACGCCGCAGUCUGCAGAGGAAGCUCAGGCCUUGUGGGAAACAGUAUGGCAGCAUCGAGCCAACGUUGUGAUGCUUCAAAAAUCUGAAGAAACUGCGAAAGGCUACUGCUACUGGAGCCCUGAACCUGAAACAUCGCUGGAAUUUGGAAGGCUAACUGUCAGUACUAUUGAAACUGAUAUGUAUCUACCAACUCUUGAAAUCACGAAGCUUGAGAUAACUGAUGAAAACGGAGAUUCGUUGACUAUUUACCACUUUUUGUACUUCGCCUGGCAAGUUUACGACAAUUUGAUUCCUACACAUGACUUUUUGAGGUUCUCGCUCAUAGUAAGAAAAUACAGUGAAAAAAUAAUGGUUUCUGAAGGGUGUUGCUGCGAUCUGAACCCAAUCCUGGUUCACUGCAGUGAUGGACUAGAAGAAACAAUGAUUUUCUGCACAAUUGAUAUGUCAAUUUCAAAAUAUCUGCAGUAA